Messenger RNA from Plectropomus leopardus (leopard coralgrouper), 2175 nucleotides. RefSeq names its product carbohydrate (chondroitin 4) sulfotransferase 11 (gene chst11). Gene Ontology annotation, molecular function: sulfotransferase activity. The record is from RefSeq and is a predicted model, not a curated record. Gene Ontology annotation, cellular component: membrane. NCBI's taxonomy places the organism in Eukaryota, Metazoa, Chordata, Actinopteri, Perciformes, Serranidae. Gene Ontology annotation, biological process: carbohydrate biosynthetic process; proteoglycan biosynthetic process.
CUCCGACAGACCCUCCGCCUCUCCGUCCUGUCAUGAAACAGACUCUUAGCGAACUGAUGAGGAUGAGCAGGAUAUGCCGGAUGGUAUUUGCCACUUGUUUGGGAUCCUUUAUUCUGGUCAUCUUUUAUUUCCAAAGUAUGUUCCAACCAGUCAUGCGGAGGAACCCUUUCGUGUUGGACGGUUGCUGUAGGAAAGGGUCCCGCAAUGCCCUGCAGGAACUCUACAAUCCCACACAGCUGGAGUUUUCCGGAGCAGCUGUGCUCCACCAGGCCAGGAGGGAUCAGGUAGUGGAUGCCUGUCGAGUCUACAGUGCAUCCAGCCGUAAGCGCAGAGUCCUGACACCUGGAGACCUCAAACACCUCGUGGUGGAUGAGGACCAUGAGGUCAUCUACUGCUAUGUGCCCAAGGUGGCCUGUACCAACUGGAAGCGUGUCAUGAUGGUGCUCACAGGUCGUGGCAAAUAUAGUGACCCAAUGGAAAUCCCCUCCAAUGAAGCCCACAUUCCCUCCAACCUAAAAACGCUGAACCAGUACAGUAUUGCUGAGAUCAACCACCGCCUCAAGAACUACCUCAAGUUUCUCUUUGUGCGUGAGCCCUUUGAGAGGCUGGUCUCUGCAUACCGAAACAAGUUCACCCUCAAGUACAACUCAUCCUUCCACAAACGCUUUGGCAUUCGCAUUAUCCGGCGCUACCGCAAGAACGCUACGCAGGAUGCCCUGCUCAGCGGUGCUGAUGUCAAAUUCAAAGAAUUUGCAGAGUACCUGGUGGAUCCAGCCACGCAGCGUGACGGUCCACUCAAUGAACACUGGCAGACUGUUUCCCAGCUUUGUCACCCAUGUCACAUCCACUAUGACCUGGUGGGCAAGUAUGAGACGCUUGAAGAGGAUGCAAACUACGUGUUGCGGCUGGUGGGUGUUGCCGACUCCUUGCGCUUCCCAAGCUACGCAAAGUCCACUCGGACCACAGAUGCUAUGACAGCCCAAUUCUUUAGCAAUAUCAGCACUCAGCAACAGAUCCAACUUUACCAGCUUUACAAGUUGGACUUCCUUAUGUUCAACUACUCCACACCCAGCUAUCUCCGGCUGGACUAAAGGACAAAGCUGUAACUCUGAGAAUGGCUGCCUUGUUUAAGGAGAAGCAACAAAAUGAGCGGAGGGAUUUUUUGGAGGCAAACCUGAUUUUAAUAACUGUGGUCAUAACUUGUGGGUGUGGGGUUUGAAUUAGACUUACAAACAGGUGCUGAAUGAAAGAAAGGUGAUGUGUGCUUGUCUGGGCACAAGGGGGAGGAUGUCCACUCUCUGUGUGAUACAGGAAGCAGCUAUUGGAUGGGCUUAAUGGACAAAAUGCAUGCAAAGACUAAACUGUGAGGAUGAAGCAGGUCUUCAAGGUGUUUUUAAAAGGGGAACAGUGGACAGACUUAAAGAGGGAUACUCCUGAUUAUGUUCCCUACAUGUUUAAACAAACUGCUGACAAUUAGGCUGCAUAGAUUCAACAAAGCAAACAGUGGCCUCGCACGUGCCCUGACCCCAAUGCAUCUUUGGGGCUAAGCUUAUCUCCCCCUCCCUCUGAUCAAUGGUGAAACUCCGUCAAAUUGUAAAACACAAUUCAUGUCCUUCACUGCGCUGUCAGUGCACUGCUAGCCCCCUAUGACCCUUGCCCUCAUUAAAUACAUUUACUUCAGAGCCAAACUAGCUCACCAAAGCAUCGAGGCCCUGUAAUACAUGGCUACAGAGUUCACUCUCAAGAUGUCUACAACUGCAACCAUAGCCUUCAGUCAACAGUUUGAACAAAACAAGUUGUUGCUGAUCUCUAUCAUAAUGAUGUUGGCAGGAGGGACCUCUUGUGUUAACCCUUUAGAGAAAACUGAGACUCCUUCUGCAUCAGUAAAGUUUGGAAGUGCUUAAUAAAUCAUUGCCUGAAACACCAAGCAUCCUUAACACUUUCAGCUAGAGGACGGGAUAAGAAAGGUACAGAAGAUGUCCUCACAUGAUUGGGUGCAUCAGCUGUGAGUGACAAGUCUAUGCAGAACAUUGGAGCUGAAAGAAAAGAGACAGCCUGUGUGGUUGUGAAAGGGUUAAAGUCACUGGAUCUCAUAACCCUGCCGUGCCAUGCCCUGCCAUGACCUGCCCAGAAGCUCAGUGGAUGCACCCAGGGACUCGCCCUUAAAGCCCCUGC